Molecule: messenger RNA, 4315 nt
Organism: Nematolebias whitei (Rio pearlfish)
Lineage: Eukaryota; Metazoa; Chordata; Actinopteri; Cyprinodontiformes; Rivulidae
Product: SUN domain-containing ossification factor-like
Biological process (GO): protein folding in endoplasmic reticulum; regulation of bone remodeling
Cellular component (GO): cytoplasm; membrane
Source: RefSeq, a predicted model, not a curated record
AUGUGCGUGAGGAGACUGCUGGACAUGAGCACCAUUGACCUAGUGACCCAGAAAAGAAGAAAUGGGAACUCCUGUGAUGAAGUCGGCUGUGUGGAGCUGCACCCAGAGGUCCAGAAGUCUUCACAGGAUGGCACUUCAGGGGAGGACUCAGCUCCUCCUGAGAAGGAUGAGCGAAGCUCAGCCUUACAGACCCAGCUGUUCUCUAAUAAUGAACAACUGGAGCAGGUGACACCAGAAGUGGACCAAAACUGGGAUGCAGAGUUCCAUCAGGGUUUUGAUGCUCCAGAUGCAGAACUGGAGGCAGACAGAGGAUCUUCACAGUCUGAGCAGAGUUCUGAAUCCUGUCAUUCUGAUCCAGCUGGCGCUCAACAUCCAAACUGUGCUGCUCCGCUGCCUUCCACUCAUUCUAGUUCUGCUCCAAACAAGGAAGAUCCCGACACCAUGAGCUCUCACAAGGACACCCCUCAAAGUGGUUCAAGUGACGCAGAGGAUGGAGCAGCUUCUGAGGCCUCUGAUUUUGACUGUGCAGAAGACGUGACCAACAUAUAUGAUAAAAACAGCCCUCCACCAUUUCUGGAGAACCCCUUCAACGCUCACACUGCAGGUACUAAAACCCUCACCGACCCCCCUCUGAGUUCUCCAGCUGUUCAAAGCACAAAACAUCUGGAAGCCAACACCUCCCACAAGCAGGACAUGAGUUCCCUUGUCACGGACACGGACCCCCCUGCAGGUACCAAAGACCCCGAGGACAUCCCCACGUUCGAUGAGUGGAAGCGGAAGAUGAUGGAAGUGGAGAAAGAGCAAAUAGCACUGUCCACUCAGCCCUCCAGUAACAGUGGUCCUCCUGCUCUGAAGAAAGUCCCGAAGAACUUUAAUAAUUAUGCCUCAGUGGAAUGUGGAGCCAAGAUUCUCGGCGCUAACACAGAAGCUAAAAGCACGUCAGCCAUACUGAAGGAGAACAUGGACAUGUACAUGCUAAAUCCAUGUAGCACCAAGAUCUGGUUUAUUAUCGAGCUCUGUGAGCCCAUCCAGUUGAAGCAGGUGGACAUCGCGAAUUUUGAGCUUUUCUCUUCCACUCCGAAAGACUUUCUGGUCUCCAUCAGUGAUAGAUAUCCAACCAACAAGUGGCUGAAGCUGGGAACGUUUCAUGCCCGAGAUGAACGCACCGUUCAGAACUUCCCUUUAGACGAGCAGCUGUACGCCAAGUAUGUCAAGAUGUUCACCAAGUACAUAAAGGUGGAUCUGCUCUCUCACUUUGGGUCUGAACAUUUCUGUCCUCUUAGUCUCAUAAGAGUGUUUGGAACCAGUAUGAUGGCAGAGUACGAGGAGUUUGCUGAUCCUUCAGAAAGACCAGAUGAUCAAGAGGACGACCUGGCUUAUCCUCAUGGAGUUUCACCUGGAGAACCCAACGAUCUGAUUGGAUCAGCUAAAGAUGCCAUUUUGAACAUGGUAAACAAUAUUGCUGUGAAUGUUCUCGGGGGAAACGCAGGUAACUUCUCAUCUGAAGGAGUCAACUUCACUGAGUCUUCACAACAACCUGAUAGCACCGCCACAACCAUCACUACUGACCUCACUACACUUCCAGACACUGAGGAUGUCCAGGUUUCUUCUACUACUGAAACAGUUGAGUCAGAAACACAAACUACUGAUGAGUAUGAACAAGAGCUCCCCCCAGUGGAGGGAAAACUAGUCACCCCACAAGAUAAGGUUGAAGAAGAACCAAUCAGCUCUACAAUCAUUUUCCUCGACAAAGAGGAAGUGGAUGAAGACAAAGACACAAGAUCUGAUGAGCGACAUCGAGAAAACCACAGAUGCUGGCCUCAGUUUUCUUCUUCUUUGUGCUCAUGUGUGUCAUCCUUCCAGGAGUUUGUUCAGCAGCAGUGCUCAGCCUCCCUGUCCAAAAAGAGGGCAUGCAAAACAAUAGACAGAAAGAAAACCAUUGUUUCCAUCCUGACACCCACCUGGCACUCACCCCUGCCCCCCUCAUCCUGCCCCCAGCCUCAGCCUGAUGGCACCGAGGAGAACCCACCCCACGAGAAAGGCCAAGUCUCUGAGCAGGAACCAGAGAGUGAAGCAGUCCUGUCCGAAGCUGCUCAGUCUUCAGGGAGCACAGAGGGAUCGGUGCUGGAGCCCAGUCAGAGCUCAAACCUUCCUAAACUUACUCUCAAUGAAUCCUCCUUCAUCAAACCCACCCCUGCUGUGGAAACUCCAAAACUGUCCUCUGAGGAACCAGCCAAGGAGUCUGAGCCAGAAAUGAGCCAGGAGGUGUCAGCUGAUGUUGAACUUUCAGCUUCUGCCAGCAGCUCUGCUCAUGUGAAGCCCACAAUCUGUGUCUCAGGAGACAAAGCUUCAGCAGCACCAACAGAGGAAAGGCCUGAUGGUGAUAUCUCCAUCCAGACCCAGGAGAGGACGUCUCCAAUUCCAGUUCUCUCCUCCACUCCUUCGUCUUCUGUAGAACACCAGGCCCAAACAGCGGUGGUGCCUGAAAUUACUCUGGUUUCCUCUGAAGUAUCCCCCUCUGUGUUAGACUCUGUCACAGAGCCUCAGUCCUCCAUCAGCCUCAUGCCUGGGGCAGACAACAAAAUGGAGGAGCCUGCAGAAGAUGUGUCUACAUCCUCAGCUGGCAGUGGUCAGCUGUUUCAUCCCUCUCCUCCAAAGGCCUCUUCACCCACUUCUCCAUCCCUCUCAGACAUCUAUGCAGAGCCCUUUAAUGAAACCGAGCAGAACGGGAACCUGAUUCACAGCUCCAACCAGAAAGAGUCCGUUUUUAUGAGACUCAACAACCGCAUCAAGGCUCUGGAGGUGAACAUGUCGCUCAGUGGGCGCUACCUGGAGCAGCUCAGCCAGAGGUAUCGGAGGCAGAUGGAGGAGAUGCAACGAGCUUUUAACAAAACCAUCAUUAAACUCCAGAACACGUCCAGGUUAGCUGAGGAGCAGGAUCUGCGUCAGACUGAGUCCAUCCAGCUGCUGCAGGGCCAGUUACAGAACAUGACUCAUCUGGUUCUCAACUUGUCUGUCAGAGUGAGUCAGCUGCAGAACGAGGUUUUAGACCGACAGAAUUACUUGCUGCUGUCUCUUGCGAUGUGUUUGUGUCUCGGUCUUUUCCUGUGUUUCAACCACUGCUGCAUCGUGUUUCCUUCGAGCUCAGAGCCAGAGCCGUCCAGCACCAAGACCUACUGUGGCCCAACACGGAGCAGACUCUCUUCCCAUGAAGACAUGGGCCUGAAAAGAAGUGCAUCAUAUCCGCUCAUCUACCCUGAGCCUGUCCAGUUAGCCACUAAAGCUAAAGGCCCAGAGGUGCUGCAUGCAGAGGAGACCAAGAGUCUUUCUCCAGCUAACAGAAAGCAGAGACGGAGUAAAAUGAAAGCCUUGGACAAAGUGGAGACUCUGAGACCUUCCUGCCAAGCUGCUGCCGAGCUGUGGAGCAGAGCUGCUGGAUGUCCUGUUGGACCCGCUGCCAGGUCCCGUCCACUCCAGCUCCUUCAGCCAGACUCCCUGUCCGAGGGCAGCUCAGAGGGCUCGUCUCAGUCCGAUGAGCCGUCCUUCUGUGGCAUACCCUCAGCCUGCUCUGCAGUGUGCGACAACCUCUCUCCACCAAGCACCCGCGCAGAGAGACGAGCGUUAAGACGCAGGCGUCCAAAGACCAGCUGUGCAGUCGGGGAUUUGCUCCUCCCACCUGAGAAAGACAAACACCAACAUCUGCCCAUUACUGUUCAGAACUUUAUGAAGAAAACCCAGCAAGGCUCUGGAGCGUUUGUGACUCUCACAGGUCCUGCUUGAUUCACAAACCUCCACUUCUCCAUGGACUCUUCAAAAGAGUGGAGCAAGGCAGCUUCAGUACGAGACAAUCGGUUCGUUUUCACCACAUAUUCAACGUUCUGCUCAUCGAACAUUUAAUUUAGCUAGAAUUGACCUUAAAGAGAAGAUUUUCAAGCUUCCCAUUAAAACUUAGUUUUUAUAAGAGUCAGUGUUGCUACUGAUCAUCAAAAAUAGAAACGGGAGCCAGUUUUAUCCACUUUAGUUUAUGGUUGCAACCCUUCAAGUAAAAAUUUCAUAUUUUAAUUGUUUUAAAAAGACCUCGUUUCACCCCACACUUUAUGCAAAAACUUCAGGAAACCUCAGCAGGUGUUUUGUAACAGGACAGAUUUGGAUGUUGUUCAGCAGAAAUCAGAUGUAAAUAAACUCUGCAGGUCCUGGAGCUCAUGAAACAUUAUUCUGUCAACUCCAAACAACUAUAAUUUAUAUAAUAAUAGAAUAAUGAGUAUAAUAUACCUGUCAGUCUGAAGUCGUGAUUUCAAGCUUCACCCAGAGGAAC